UCAUUCAAAACCAAAACUACCUUUUCUCUCAAAAACCACCAAACCAUUUUGAACUUAUCUAAGAAAGAGAAAAUUAAAUUAUUCUUUAAAAAGACACAAGGAAAAAAAAUAAUGUAACUUCCUAGAACAAACCAGAAUAUACACACAUGGGUGGUUUUGUUUUUGGUUUCUAGGUUUCUAAGAAGACUGAGUUUCCAAUCAAAUUUUUAUUGGUUUUUUUUUCUGGGUUUGUGAAGAAACAAUCAUUACCCUUGUUCACUACUCUCUUUGUUUCUCUGUCUAAAUCUAAAAUUUUGAUUUUUUUUUGGUUUUGAUAAUAGCCAAGGAAAUCAAGUUUGAUUUAGUCCUUUCAAUUUCUUCAUCCAUGUUCUUUCGAAAAUCCUAUGUUGUUUUGUUAUUGUUGUUGUAUAGGGGUGUUUAAUGUUUGAUAAAAAAAAUCAAUUAAAAAAAAUCACUUUUGGAGUAGUGAAAGUCGCUUUCAUUGAAGGUAAGAGAGGGUUUUCAUUAUUAAUAAUUUAAUAUAUUUUAUGCUAUGGUAAAUCAGAUGUUUUCUGUUGCAUAAUCCAUUUAUAGGAUUUUAAAGAAUCUUAUCUUCUUUUGAUUCCUUAAUUAGACACAACAACUUCACAAUGUUUCAGAUCUUUUCCUUUUGUACUUGAUAAGUACAUAAAAAAAAUUAUCCAUUUUUAUCUAUUUUCUCUCUCCUCAAAUAGUGCCAUAUUUCAUACACUCUCUGAGAAAAAAUUGCACCAGAAGAAUAAUUGAACAAAAGGGUGUCUUAAAGUUUGAAACUUGUUAUGGAGUGUGUUUUAGAUCUGCAUGCAAAGAUGGUGAAUGAAAGAGAAGAAGACGGUUUUGGAAGUUUAGGAGAAGAUGAAAAAUUAGUGGCGGUUUCUGAGAGAGAGAUUUGGCUUGAUGAUGCUACAAAUCAUCAAGAUGAUGAUGAUCUUUUAGCAUCAUGUUCAUCAUCAUCAUCAGCAUCAUCAUCUUCAUGUUCAACACCAUUGAAAACCAUUGCAUGUACUACUUCAACUACUACUACAACUGCAACAUCUUCUUCCUCUUCUGCUUCUUCUUCCUCUGCAGCUUCUUGGGCUGUUUUGAAAUCAGAAGUUGAAGAAGAUCAUCAUCACGGUGAGAAAAUGAAGAGUUGUGAUAAUAAUCAUGGGUUUUUGAACAUGCAUGAUCCAUUAGAUCAUCAUCAUCAUCAUGGUCAACAUGCAACAACCGCGUCUAUAGAGAUUCCUCAACAACAACAAGAGCUUGGUGUUGGUGAUUGCAUGGAGGAUGUUAUGAUGGAUGAUACUUUUGGUUACAUGGAGCUUUUAGAAGCUAAUGACUUUUUUGACCCUGCUUCGAUUUUUCAAACCGAAGGAGAAACCCCUUUAGUUGAUGAUUUCACACAAGAACAAGAACAAGUUCUAGUGCAACAUCAACAAGUUCCCAUAGUGGUGCAUGAUGAUAGUGAAACGAAACUAGACCUCAAUUUUGAUGGUGUUGGUGUUAAUGAUGGUGCAUGUGAUGGUGUUAAUGAUGAGAUGAGUAAUGUUUUUUUGGAAUGGCUUAAAUCUAACAAAGAUAGUGUAUCAGCUAAUGAUUUGAGGAAUGUGAAGCUUAAGAAAUCAACAAUUGAAAGCGCUGCUAGAAGAUUAGGUGGUGGAAAAGAAGGGAUGAAACAAUUGUUGAAGCUUAUUCUUGAAUGGGUUCAAACUAGUCAUCUUCAAAACAAAAGGCUCAAAGAAAACAACAAUAACACAACAACCUCAAAUGUUGUUCCUCAACAACCACUGCCGCAGUUUCAAGAUCUAUGUCCGAACCAAAACACGACAAACACAUGUUUUAACCAAACUUCAUGGAUGGAUCAAACGCAAACACCUCUUGUUGUUCCUCCACAACAAUUUUCGCAAGGGAUGGUUGGAGUUGGAUACGUCGGCGAUAUCCAUUACACAAAUGGUUCGGUUUCGAAUAGCCUUUACCAACAAGGCUCUACUAAUGAGUAUCAUCAAUUCAAUGUUGUUCCAAACUACAAUCAACCAUCGUUUGUGGAUAGCAACAACAAUGUUGUACAACCUCAUGGUUUGAGUUUUGGAGGAUAUGGAAAUCAAUAUGGUUCUUAUCAGUUUUUUCAUGGAGGUGGUGGUGAUCGGUUAAUGAGGUUAGGUCCUUCGGCUACAAAAGAAGCUCGGAAGAAGAGAAUGGCGAGACAAAGAAGGUUUGUUUCUCAUCAUAGGAAUCAUCAUCAAGGUUCUGAAUCAGUUGCUAGAUUGGGUGGUGGUGGUGGUGGUGAUAAUUGCACCAAUGGCGUGGGUGUUGGUUCUCAUGCAAAUCAAGCUAACUGGAUGUAUUGGCAGAGUAUGGCUGGUGGGAAAGCAGCUUCCUUGGCACCUGUUGUUCGGGAUGAGCAGACGCAGCCUCCGGUGGAACGAGAUCGCACCAACAAUCAGACACAGAAUUCUCAUCAAGGUCGAAAUGCAUCGGAUAAGAAACAGGGUUGGAAGCCAGAGAAGAACUUGAAGUUCCUUCUACAAAAGGUGUUGAAGCAAAGUGAUGUUGGAAGUUUGGGGAGAAUUGUUUUGCCAAAAAAAGAGGCAGAAACUCAUUUGCCCGAACUCGAGGCGAGAGACGGAAUUUCCAUUACAAUGGAAGAUAUCGGAACUUCUCGAGUUUGGAAUAUGCGCUAUAGCAUCAGAUAUUGGCCAAAUAACAAAAGCAGAAUGUAUUUGCUUGAAAACACCGGUGACUUUGUGAAAGCUAAUGGACUCCAAGAGGGUGAUUUCAUUGUGUUGUAUUCUGAUGUGAAGUGUGGCAAAUUUAUGAUAAGAGGAGUUAAAGUGAGGCAACAAGGAGCAAAACCAGAGGCGAAGAAAACAGGAAAAGCACAGAAAAACCAGCAGCAGCAGCAGCAUGGGAAUAAUAAUAGUAAUACAGCUGGAAAUGAUGCGGUGGAUAAUAAUGACACACCAUCUUCACCAAAAAGGAAGAAAUGAAAGGAUAAAGGAUAAUAUUAUGUAAUAUAAUAACUAUGUUAUAACAAUAUAAUAUAAUAUAAUAUAAUAUAUAUAUAUUUAAAAAUAGUAUAGUAGAAUAAAUAAAUAAAAAUCUGAAUUGAACAUGUGAUGUUCAAGAGAAUCUGUAGUAACUUGUUUUGGAAUUUGAUUGCAAAUUGUUGUGUGAAAAUUAUGUGUGAAUAUUUAUGUGUGAAUGGAAGUACUUGAUGUCUC
Molecule: messenger RNA, 3221 nt
Organism: Lathyrus oleraceus (garden pea)
Lineage: Eukaryota; Viridiplantae; Streptophyta; Magnoliopsida; Fabales; Fabaceae
Product: B3 domain-containing transcription factor ABI3
Exons: 7
Coding region: 798-2987 (729 amino acids)
Molecular function (GO): DNA-binding transcription factor activity; DNA binding
Source: RefSeq, a predicted model, not a curated record